This is a messenger RNA of Aspergillus fischeri NRRL 181, 1674 nucleotides long. Its product is annotated as FAD binding domain protein. The coding region runs from base 1 to 1674 and encodes 557 amino acids. The transcript has 7 exons. Gene Ontology annotation, molecular function: FAD binding. The record is from RefSeq and is a predicted model, not a curated record. Lineage: Eukaryota; Fungi; Ascomycota; Eurotiomycetes; Eurotiales; Aspergillaceae.
AUGUUGGCCCUGGGAAACCCUAUUGACGUCCUGAUUGUCGGAGCACUGGGUAUCAACUUUCGCAUUAUCGACAAACGCUCUGAUGAACCCCGAGUAGGACAAGCGGACGGGCUCAAUCCCAAGACUAUGGAGAUCUUCGAGGCCUGGCAAAUUCACGAUCGAGUCACCAAGCUCUGGGAGCCCGCGACACACCUGACCAUGUGGUGCCGGAGACAGGAUGGGAAGCUGAUCAGAACAACCAGGCAACCCAGCCAACCCACUCCUGGGGGAACUGUGGAGGAGAUCAUCAAAAAGCGUCUUGUUGAGAUCUCAAGUGCCAGCAUCGAAUACCACACAUCUUUGUGCGAGUUGAGUAUCGAUUCCAAGCAACUUGUCUCCCCAGCGGCUUACCCCUGCACGGCUCAACUUCAACGGCUCCAAGGGGAGAACACCCCCAACGAGAUGGUCUCAGCCAAGUACGUGAUUGGUGCCGACGGGGCAAAGUCUUUGACGAGAGAAUCACUUGAUAUUAGCAUGCAAGGAGUUAAGGGGACCUCGAUAUGGGGUGUGAUGGACUUCGCGGGAAGUUCGGACUUUCCAGACUUUGGAGCAACAUCGAUUAUACGAAGUGAUACUGACGGUGCUAUUGACUUCGUCCCCCGGGAGAAAGGGCUUGUACGCAUGUACGUGCAGUUGAACAAGGGACAGGCGUGGGAAGGCCUGCGCCGCGCAGAUAUCACGCCAGAGCUCAUUAUUGAAAAGUGCCGAUUUAUCAUUCGGCCGUACAAGGUGAGAGACCGGUCCAGUAUGUGGUCCGCCUUUACAGCAUCACAAAAGCUGAGCAGUUCAUUAAGUAAACACCAGCGAGUCUUUCUUGUCGGGGACGCAAUUCACACCCACUCGCCGGUCACCGGGAUGGGAAUGAACACGAGCAUCCAGGACUCAUACAAUCUUGCUUGGAAACUCGCCGGUGUCAUCAAAGGCCAUCUCGAAUCCGCUAUCCUGACAACCUAUGACACAGAACGUGGAGCUGUGGCCAGGCAACUACUCGAGGCAGACCGAACAACACUUGAGCUCUUUAAUACCAGAUCCGGCUUUGAAUCUUCAAUCCUGCUAGGACGGCUCAAUGAUGUGCGGAUCUUCCUGGGCGGUCGAGGGAUCAGAUAUACGGACAAGCUGUUAACAUCAACUGCAGCGCAAGGAAUUGGACUAUUCGCUGCCGGCGAAUGUUUACCCGAGUUGUCCAUAACUCAUCACACUACGGGCAGGUCCCUUUACCUGAACAGUGCGCUUAAGGCAGACGGAAGCUGGAACGUGAUCGUCUUUGCAGGGGAUGUUUCCCUGCCGGACCAAAUGAGGCGCAUUCAUAAACUGGCCAAGGUAUUGGAGAAAACACAAAGCGUGAUGUUCGGACAACAGCAUGCAAUAAUUGUUCACUGUGCGCAUUGGGAGGAGGUGGAACUAGCGCAAUUGCCUGAGUUUUUCUCUCCUUGCCCUCAACGCUCUGCGAGGGAUUAUACGGCAAUCUACCUCGAUGAGGGGUCUGCGUAUGAUCAGACUAGGCUGAACCGGAACGACGGCGGCCUCGUUUUGGUGCGCCCAGAUCGGCACAUCGCUUGGGCGGGAGGGCUUGAAUUUGCUGGCGAUCUUGAAGUAUUUGUUUCCUCCGUCUUCCAGACCGCGGACAAGGCAUAA